GCGAGCCAACUGGCAUAUGAGGAGCGAGAGAGCCCUUUGACAGCAGCGCCCGGGUCAUCAGCCCGGCUCCUUUAGCCGCCUCAGCCGCUUCUGCCGCCCUUUCGCCGUCUUAAGCCGCCCUUUGCUCCCCCUUCCGACUCCCGUUGCCCCCUCAAACGCCCUUUCUCCGCCUCAGAUGCCCCUUGCCCGCCCCUUCUCCCCCCGCCUUUCCCCGUGCCUUUAAUUCUUUUCCCGCCCGCGGCUCCCCUCACAGCGGACACCAUGGAGGACUCGCUGAAGCGGGCUCUGGGCACCGCGGUGCUGCGGUCGACCGGACACUCGGGCGGCGGCUGCAUCAGCCAAGGCCGGAGCUACGACACGGACCGCGGCCGGGUGUUCGUGAAGGGCAACUGCGAGGGGGAGGCCAGAAGAAUGUUUCUGGGAGAAAUGGCAAGUUUGGAAGCCAUCCUGAAAACACAGACAGUAAGAGUGCCUAAACCCAUCAAAGUUGAAGAACUGCCUGGGGACAAUACUGUGCUGGUGAUGGAACAUUUGAAAAUGAAGAGCUUAAACAGACAUUCAGCACUUCUUGGAACUCAGCUGGCUGAUCUUCACCUUCAUAACCAGCACUUUAGAGAGAAGAUGAAGAAAGAAGGGAGCACAGUUGGUAAAGGACAAGGGCAAGUGGAAGUCCAGUUUGUGGAUCAGUUUGGUUUUCAUACAGUUACCUGCUGUGGUUAUCUUCCACAGGUGAACAACUGGUGCAGUGACUGGGUGAGUUUCUUUGCCAGACAAAGGAUCCAGCCCCAGAUGGACCUGAUCGAAAGGAGCUCAGGAGACAGGAAAGCAAGGGAACUUUGGGCACAGCUCCAGCUGAAGAUACCCAGUUUUUUCUGUGGUGUGGAAAUCGUUCCUUCUCUCCUGCAUGGGGAUCUCUGGGGAGGAAAUGUAGCUGAGGAUGAUUCUGGUCCGAUUAUCUUUGAUCCAGCUUCUUUCUACGGCCAUUCAGAGUAUGAGCUCGCAAUAGCUGGGAUGUUUGGUGGCUUCACCAGUUCUUUUUAUUCUGCUUAUCACAGUAAAAUCCCCAGAGCCGCAGGGUUUGAGAAACGCCUGAAGCUUUAUCAGCUGUUCCACUACAUGAACCACUGGAACCAUUUUGGUUCAGGGUACAGAGGGUCUUCUAUAAACACUAUGAGAAACCUUGUAAAGUAACUUGCUGCUUAAGCCAAGUACUUUUUGUACUGUUUGGAAAAUCCCAGACUUGCUGGUGCAGCUGAAGGUGUAGUGAUGUUAAAAAACCCCUGUGAGAUCCUUGACCUUCUUGCUCAGCUGAAGAACUUUGAAUUAGUGAGUCCUACUGAGUAUCAAGUAGUUACUUUUUAGGAUUGCUGGGAAUAGCUUUAUCGUGGAAACACCUGCAGAAGGAGCUUCUUCAUUUGCAUAGUGAAUAAACUAAUCUCAGCAUCCUGAAAGCACUUGAGAUUAUGCAAAGUAAUACAAAUAAAUACUGAGGAGAUGGCAAAAAAAGUUGCUCCUUGUGUUUUGCUGUGUCUUCCCCCCUCUUUCUCAUGCAGUUGUGAGCAUGAGAGCAAUGUUAACAACAUGGUUUGAAAGCCAACAGGAAAAUAAUGUAACAGCAACUGUGAGAAGGGAUUUGGAUUUGCCGUUUAUUAUCACAGAAUGGGUGAGGCUGGAAGGGAUCACUUUUCUUUUGGAUGGAGACUAUUCUCUUAUAAAGUGGAGUGAAAUUUUGGUGCCUCCUAGCAUGCUU
This is a messenger RNA of Vidua macroura (Pin-tailed whydah), 1750 nucleotides long. Its product is annotated as ketosamine-3-kinase-like. NCBI's taxonomy places the organism in Eukaryota, Metazoa, Chordata, Aves, Passeriformes, Viduidae. The coding region runs from base 262 to 1191 and encodes 309 amino acids. The transcript is spliced from 6 exons. The record is from RefSeq and is a predicted model, not a curated record.